UCCUUAAAAGAACAAAGACAUAUUAGAGAAACUUUUUUUUCGAGUUAUAAAGUCUAUUUAUUUUUUAAAUAACAAAUAGUUUUAAGUAUUUCAAAGACUAUUAAUUUACCUUAGAACUAAACAAUGCGACCACGUUUAAUUAUUCUUGUUCGACAUGGUCAAUCAGAAGCUAAUGUUGACAUUUCUAUUCAUCGUACAAUUCCCGAUCACAAAAUUAAGUUGACACAAUUGGGAGUGGAACAAGCUAUUAAAGCCGGGAGCCGUCUUAAUGAAUUGCUUAAACCUGAAGAUACUGUUCAAUUUUAUGUUAGUCCUUACUUGAGAACUAGACAAACGUUUGAAUGUAUGUCUAAAGCAUUAGAUAAGGGAAGGUGGAGAGAUUAUGAAGAACCAAGAUUAAGAGAACAAGACUGGGGAAAUUUUCAAGGACCACCAGAGGAAAUGGCAAGGAUCAAAAUGGAAAGAGCAUCUUACGGUCAUUUCUUUUAUCGUAUACCGAACGGCGAAAGCGGUGCAGACGUAUAUGAUAGGAUAUCUACUUUCCAAGAGACCCUACAUCGUGCUUUCGCUUCUCCUAACUUUCCUUCUGUUCUGGUAAUUGUCACUCAUGGAUUGCUAUCAAGAUUAUUUGUAAUGCGUUGGUUUCAUUGGUCUGUUGAAGAAUUUGAAUCGUUAGAAAAUUUGCGCUGUUGUGAGUUUGUAAUCAUGGAAAAAAAUGAAGAAACAAAUAAGUACAAGUUGAAGACAAAAUUUAGAAAGUGGAGUAAUUUUGAGUCUCCCGGACAUUUUGAUGAUGAGGAUGAUGAAGGUAAUAAUAAAUACUUAACUCCGAAUGGAAAAAGAUUUUUAAAUGGACAUUCGAGAAGUUAUAGUGCUGACACGGGAGGAGAAUUCAGCAGUGAGGAUGUUAUGGGUGAUUCAUCAGAAUCGGAUGAGAGAAGUGUGAAUUCAUCGUCAAUUAGUAUAAAUGAAGAGAUUAUAUUGAAAACUGAAGUAAUUGAAGUCGAUAACAAAUAGACUUUUAUUUAUUAAUUACUCAUCAUACAAUCAUUUUUAAA
Molecule: messenger RNA, 1058 nt
Organism: Rhizophagus irregularis DAOM 181602=DAOM 197198
Lineage: Eukaryota; Fungi; Glomeromycota; Glomeromycetes; Glomerales; Glomeraceae
Molecular function (GO): phosphatase activity
Source: RefSeq, a predicted model, not a curated record